Salvelinus fontinalis (brook trout) is the source of this 547-nucleotide messenger RNA. RefSeq names its product lipopolysaccharide-induced tumor necrosis factor-alpha factor homolog. The record is from RefSeq and is a predicted model, not a curated record. Bases 1 to 267 code for a protein of 88 amino acids. NCBI's taxonomy places the organism in Eukaryota, Metazoa, Chordata, Actinopteri, Salmoniformes, Salmonidae. Gene Ontology annotation, molecular function: zinc ion binding. The transcript has 3 exons.
AUGGCCAACGUCCAGGUGCCUGUUGUGGCCAUCGGUGCAUUUGGGGACAGUCCUGUCCAGAUGACCUGUCCUCACUGUCACCAGACCGUGGUCACUCAAGUUGACUUCUCCUCUGGUGUCUUCACCUACCUCUUCUGUGGAGGACUCUUCUUCUGUGGGUUUGUUCUGGGUUGCUGCCUCAUCCCUUUCUGUUUCGACCGGCUCAAAGACGCCAAGCACACGUGUCCCUCCUGCAAGACCAUCCUGGGGGUUUAUAAGCGCUUAUAAGCACAUAAUAACCUGCAGGAGUCUUCCGUGUCUUUUGGGAAGCUCGCUACAACAUUGUGUCUUGUCUUCUGAGACAAGUUGUUCUUCCACAACAGUCUGUUGUUUCUCACCACCCAGUAGAACUGCACAGCAGUUUGAAAGACAAAUUAGUUUAACUCAAUAGAACAAUUUAACUGUCACAGAAUGUUGUCAUUGACAGUGUCCCAUCCUGUCCCUUGCUAUGCAGUUAACCGUUGCCUUGGCAAUGGCAAAAAUGUACGACUUAAUUAGUUUAACUCAA